AAGCUCUAAAUUAAAAUAUAAAAGACAUAAGCGAAUUAAUACCAGCUGCUGGUCAUUAUGGUAAAACAAAUGUUUAAGCUACGUGCUGCAAGUUUGGAAAUAGUCCGAAGUGCGAUCGUCUCUAGUCCAAGAGCUAUUUCUUCUGAGGUGCCGACAGACACUCAGUUCAGAUUCGUAUGUUGACUGCAUCAGUAUGGGGCGUUAUACACUUGUGCUACUCUCCAUACUAUUUGGAUAUUUUGCUGCGGCUUUCGCUGCAGGCAACAAGACAGAAUCGGUGGCGCCUAAGGAGCGCUUACUUUCGCGACGCGUUCGUGCUCUGGUAUUCCCCAAUAAGGCCUCGGUGCUGAUAACGGCAGCGUUGACCAAAAUUAUUGUAGGCGGUCGACCAAGUGGACUGCAAUAUAGUUUAGAAUUUGAUAUGUAUGUACCGCUACCGGACACUGUGGAAGGCUGGAGUCCGAAAAUACUCCUGGAUCAUACAGAUAAUAAAAAACAACAGGUGACAAAGCCAAAACGUCGUUGGGAUUGGAAUUGGCAGGGAUACGCACAGAAUAGCUCAGUUUACAAAUAUCCUUAUCGUAGACCUAAUAUGUACUAUCUUGGACCCUACCAAGCAGAGAGCUAUACCAAAUAUGUUAAACCCAAAACACACAAAUAUUACUUUUAUAAAAGCCCUUGGCAAUUGAGCGAGGAGCCCUGGCAACGCAGUCAUCAGCCCAUUGCUGAGGAAGAAGUCUAUGAAUCCUGGGUACAUGUGCCCAGCUGGAAGCUAAAUCGUGACUAUAGAGAACGACGCGCUAUCUUUGAUCAAUUUGAGGCAAUGGGAAAUUUCUUUCAGAUGGACCUAAGAUCCUGCAUAAAACGUGCCAUGUGUGAGUUAAAGGCCAGGUUCAAUGAGCACCAUGGCCAGGGUAUGCUAAUGGAGGAUCUCUUGCGGAUUAUAUUAACUGUGCCCGAAGAGAUAGCCGAUGCUAAAUAUAAACAUCGCGUGGAUGUGCGUGACUGUAGUCGUUUCUAUGCGGUUUCCUGCCCUUAUAGAGUGUUGGAAUUUCUAUCAUGGAAUGUUGGGCAGAGUUCAAUGAAAAAGUAGACAUUGAGAUUACAAUCGAACUCAAUAUGGAGUGAAGUAAAACAUUUGCUGAAAUGCUCAGUCUACAAAGUUAACAGCUGGAAGUCAGUUCACCUUUUCGUUUUUUCUAGACGGUUUGGUUUAUUUUUUGGAAUUUUUUCUAAAUUCAAUAUACAAUAUUUCGGAUUGUUUAACUAAAAAUAAAAUUAGAAAGAAAGAAAUUUUUUUAAAAUGUUGGCCCUCAAAUCGUUGGUAAGACGUGGGACUUUUAGCAAGUUGUCCAGCUUUCGGGCUAUGGUUUCACUGCGUUCGAAAUCCAAUAAAUGUGAAAAGAAGAAAGAAAGCGUUUGUCCAAAGAAGUUUGACAGUUUCCCAUGCGGAAAGCCAGAGUUUAUGUUGACUCCACCGCCAAAGGUUAACGAAAAGAGGAUAACUAAGCAGCCGUCCAUAUGGUUGAAUCCCUUCUGUGACGAGGAAGCUGUGUACUGUCCAUUCAACCCGCGAUUUGAUGACAUCUACUACGUUGAAUCGGAUAAGGCCAAU
This is a messenger RNA of Drosophila virilis, 1615 nucleotides long. RefSeq lists its product as uncharacterized. NCBI's taxonomy places the organism in Eukaryota, Metazoa, Arthropoda, Insecta, Diptera, Drosophilidae. The record is from RefSeq and is a predicted model, not a curated record.